Syzygium oleosum is the source of this 914-nucleotide messenger RNA. RefSeq names its product hypersensitive-induced response protein 1-like. The transcript has 5 exons. Lineage: Eukaryota; Viridiplantae; Streptophyta; Magnoliopsida; Myrtales; Myrtaceae. The record is from RefSeq and is a predicted model, not a curated record. The coding region runs from base 2 to 745 and encodes 247 amino acids.
GAUGGGUAACGUGUGUUGUUGUAUCCAAGUUGAGGAACGUACAGUAGGUUUUACGAAGAGGUUUGGAAGGUUUGACAGAACUCUUCAACCUGGGUGUCAUUUUGUUCCAUGGAUUUGCGGAUAUCAGCUUGCCGGGAAGCUGUCACUCCAAUGGCAGAGUUUGCUUGUGAAAUGCAGAACAAAAACCAAGGACGAUGAGUUUGUCAAUGUUGUUGCAUAUGUGGAAUACCGAGCCCUCCCAAACAGAGCAUAUGAUGCCUUUUAUAGUCUCAGCAAUCCGAGGAGUCAUAUCCAGGUUAAAGCGAUCACUGUGAUCGGAGCUAUGGUUACUGCGCGAAACUUGGAUGAAGUUUUUCAGCAGCAGGAUGUAAUUUCGCAAGUUGUUGUAAAAGAACUCCAACAGGCUAUGUUUAACUAUGGAUAUGAUAUUGAGCGAGUCCUAAUCAUUAACAUUAAACUGGAUGAGUGUAUCGAGCAAGCUAUGAUCGAAAAAAAUGCUGCAAUCAAGAAGGCUAAAAUCAAGAGAGCUGAAGGCGAGGCUAAGUUCAAGAAUGUUGUGGAUGGUGUAAGACAGAGUGUGCUUGGCUUCCAAGAGAGCGUCCCAGGAGCAAGUGCAAAGGAUGUCAUGGACGCGGUGCUCACGGCUAAAUACCUCGACACCACGAAGGAAAUAUGUGCAUCAUCAAAAUCUGAUGUCAUAUUCAUUCCCCCUGGUGCAAGAGUUGAAGUGGGCAUCCAUAUCUGAUGGUGUAUUUGCCUAUGUUUUACUUGUAAGGGAAGUGAUUCGUGGCUCCAUCGAGUCACCUCGUUUUAUGACUUCGAAAGGAACUCUAUGUGCGACCUUACAAUCAGAUCCAUUGGGACCAAACUAGAUAUUUAUGUGCUAAAGUAAUUCUUUUUCACUUGUGUGGUAA